This is a messenger RNA of Closterium sp. NIES-67, 1249 nucleotides long. NCBI's taxonomy places the organism in Eukaryota, Viridiplantae, Streptophyta, Zygnematophyceae, Desmidiales, Closteriaceae. The record is from the annotation of a GenBank genome assembly.
AGAAAAGCCCUUAGGAUCUUUUGCAGAGACUAAGUCCCAGCUGUAAAGACUUGAGACUUGGAGUAGUGCAGCGGAAAUUCUUGAACUUUGAUUGAACUCUUGAGAUUGAGUUAAGUUCUCCUCCUACAGCUUACCCCCUAGUGCGUCGAAAGCCAUAGCGUCGCGAAUACUUCAUCAAUCAACGUGAUUCAAAUUGGGAACGGUAGCUGAGAUUAAGAGCUACAACAUAUCCAAGUUUCGCGACAUUCCAACGGCUAGGUUUUUGUCGACGUCGUUUCUUGUGAAGACGACUUUUCUGUCCAGAAUUUCGGAUAUAUAUUUUGAGUAAUUCUAGCUCCUAAGUUCACCUAGACUCCGUCCUUAAUUCUAACAAGUGGUAUCAGAGCGAUAUUAAGGACAUUGAGAGGAGUCUACAGAAGUGUGAAGACCCUUCUAGACCCACCAUGGCCUGUGGGUGUGCCUAAGUGGUGUUCUAAAGGUUGGAUGUGUCUUCCGCUAAGGGGAAACUCUGCCGAAAUUUCGUGGACGCCGACACUUGUGAAAAUAUCGAGGGAGCUGAGUGUGGACAGCAAAGGGGAGCUGAAAUUCGUCAUUUCUCAAGGAGAAGAUGAAUGAGAGAGGAGGAGAUGCUAAUGGAAGAGGAGCUCUGCCGUGCUAAGCUUGGGAAGAAGGUGCUGUGGAGUCUGGAAGAGGAGACCAGCUGCAUCAAGGACCUGUGGCAGCUGCCCAUCAUCCCUUGGAAUGGGAAGACUCCAACAGCAGCAACGGCAGCAGCGGCAAAGGCAACAGCAGGAGGAGAUGCAACUGCACCAACUGAUGGGGUGCUGGAAGCAGUCAAGAAAGUGCAGAAGCAGCAGACACAUGGUGAGGAGAAAAGGGGGAAGUUGGAGGCUUCUGGAAGAUGGGGUGUGCACUUGGGGAUUGCAAAGGAUCACAAGGGGUGGCUGCUAUGGGACUUGACCACCCAGAAGUUGACAGUGUCAAGGGAUGUGAAGUUUCUUGAGUCCCUGUACUACAAGGAAUGGAAGCAGCAGCAACAGAAGCUUCCAUCUACACCGCUCAUUGUGGAGGCGGAUGAGGUGCAGCGGCCUUCAAGACAGGUAGAGGUUGCAGUGUCAGAGGAGGAGAUGUCUGGGGUGACUGAGGAAGGGGGAGCAGCUGAAGUAGAGCAGCAGCAGCAGCAGCAUGAGUCUCCACCUCGAGUUCCACACCCGCCUGAGCAUUCUUGAACUUUGAUUGAACUCUUGAG